This is a messenger RNA of Coccomyxa subellipsoidea C-169, 1833 nucleotides long. RefSeq names its product ARM repeat-containing protein. The record is from RefSeq and is a predicted model, not a curated record. Gene Ontology annotation, molecular function: protein binding; protein phosphatase regulator activity. NCBI's taxonomy places the organism in Eukaryota, Viridiplantae, Chlorophyta, Trebouxiophyceae, Coccomyxaceae. Gene Ontology annotation, biological process: protein dephosphorylation. The transcript is spliced from 11 exons. Bases 1 to 1833 code for a protein of 610 amino acids.
AUGGCAGCAGCAGCGGAGAAGGCAGGCUUCCAUGCAAGUUCCGAGGCCUUCAAACAGGCAGUGGAGGUACUGCCAAAUGCGCCAGAGCCAAUAGUGCGCUGUGCAUUCAUAUCGCAGCUGAUCCCACUAGCGAGAGCAUGGGACAAGGACGGCGGGGCACAGGGCCAUGCAGAGGUCCUAAAGCUGAUGCAGACAGCUCUGGACAGUCUGGAGGAUGAUGUCGAGGAGGUGACCUCAGCGGGGCAGGCGGCGGUGCUGGGCAUAGUGCGGCUGCUGGCGCCGGAGGAGCUGCAGCCGCACAUGCUGGCCUCGCUGGACGCACUGGAGCGCCACCCGGACGACGAGGUGCGCUGCAUCCUGGCCGAGCUGGUGGCCACCCUGGCCGCCGACGCCGAGAGCGUUCCUGCCGAAGCCGAUCUGCUGCCGCGCCUCCUGCGUCUCGCCACCGACACCGCCUACCUCGAGGUGGUUUUUGGGCUGCCCAGGCUGGCGCCCAGGCUGCCACAGGAGGAGGUGAACUCGCAGCUGAUGCCCGCCUUCAGGAAGCUGGCAGCCGACCGCGUGUGGCUCGUGCGCGCAGCCGCUGCAUCCGCUCUGCCCGCCAUCGCUGGCCUCCUCCCUGAAGGCGAAGCUAGGGCGGGGCUUGUAGAUCUAUGGGAUGACCUGGCGGGUGACACAUCGAGGUGGGUGGUGAGCUCCGCGCUGACGGCCCUGGGGCCGUUCCUUGCGCAGCUGCCGGCAGAUAGCCUGUCAGACGGGCUGCUGCAGCAGCUUCACAAGGCAGUGCAGAGGGGCACCGCGGGCACAGACUGCCUUAUGGCGGCGGCAGGGGCGCUGCCGGCGGUGGCCGAGGCGGUGGGCGCGCCCCGCUGGGCCGCGGUGAAGCCGGUGCUGUCGGCGCUGGCAGCGUCGGCUGACAAGGAGGUCCUGCAUUGCCUGGCUCGCGACCUCCCCCGCCUCGCGCGCGCCCUCGGCCCCGACAGGGCCGCCUCCGACUGGCUGCCCGCCCUCAAGGAAAUACAGCGGCAUGGGGGCGCGGAGGCGCUGGCGGGCCUGGCGCCGCAGCUGGCGCAGUUUGCAGAGCUGCUGCCGCCGGAGCGGCGCGGAGAUGUGCUGCAGCCGCUUGUGGCCGUGCUGAGGGGCAGCGCCAGCUGGCGCGUGCGCACUGAGCUGACUGGACAGCUGAGUCAGCUCGCCCGCUCCUCUCUGGCGCAGGUGGUGGAGCAGUCCCUGGUGCCAAGUGCAGUCCAACUGUGCCAGGAUCCGGUGGCCGCCGUGCGCCACGCGGCCGCGGCAGAGUGCGCCGCCAUGGCCGCGCAUCUCUUUAGCCUUGUUGUCGCCCCCACGGGUCCCUCAGGCCUCACUGGCACGGCAUCCAGUGCAGGCAGCGCUCCGGCGGAGCCGUCAGCCUCGUUGAGCAGACCAGAAGCUGCAGCAGAGGCGGCCAGCAGCGCCCGGGCGGGUGCUCCUGGGGAGGCUGACAGGGACCGGUGGAGAGAGGUGCUUGAGUCACUCCUGCAGCAGCUGAAGUGUGGCCUGGCGCGCAGCCGCAGCUUCCGCUCCCGCCACUCCUUCGUGCUGGUCUGCCAGCACAUCUUGGGCAUGCAAGCGGUGGAUCUCUUCCAGCAGGAGCUGCUGCCAGAGCUGCUGAAGCUGGCACAGGAUCCUGUGGUGGAUGUGAGACUGGCGCUGUGCCGGCUGUUGCUGCAUGAUGAAGGCCCCUUGAACAGCCUCGGCAGUGCUGUGUCCGCAUUAAGAGAGCACUCGCCCCAGGCCAAGAGCAGGGCAGCUGCAGACAUUGCAGUGCCAGCCAUGGCUCCCCAGAAGAAGUAG